Messenger RNA from Solea senegalensis (Senegalese sole), 1157 nucleotides. RefSeq lists its product as uncharacterized. Gene Ontology annotation, cellular component: membrane; cytoplasm. The record is from RefSeq and is a predicted model, not a curated record. Lineage: Eukaryota; Metazoa; Chordata; Actinopteri; Pleuronectiformes; Soleidae. Bases 267 to 821 code for a protein of 184 amino acids. The transcript has 6 exons.
UCAGAAAGAGUGCAGCUUUCUGGUGUCGUCUUGACGUCAACACUUCACUCAGCUGGACUGUGAUUCCUCUCCAGAGUGCUGAUAAAGGACUUAUCACACAUUUCCUACAACAGUGGCAGAACUUUGACCUGCUGAGAAAACCUCAGCUACCUCACCUCAUUUCAUCCACAUUGGCAAAGAGAACCAAUCAGAAAACAUCUUGUGUUUCUUUGGUCUUGGAAAUUAAAGGAGAGGGUGAGGAAAGCCAUGCUGACAGGUUUCUCAUCAUGAACCGGACAUGGGCUUUGUUCAAGGCUCACCCGUACAUCAGUAACGUCCUGGGAUACACAACUCUGUUUGCCUCAGCUGAUGUGAUACAGCAGAGUGUGCUGGGAGGCAAACACACUGCUGGGUCCACAUCAGAGGGUUCAACUGGCAUCGACUGGUGUCAGACGGCUCGAGUGGCAACUGUCGGCUUCUGUUUCCAUGCCAACUUCAACUAUCAGUGGCUCAGGUGGCUGGAGAGGACGCUCCCGGGGGGCGGAGUCAAGGCAGUGACAGGGAAAGUUGUGGUGGAUCAACUGGUGGCAGCACCACUCACCAUCAGUGCCUUUUAUAUCGGUUUAAGUUUACUUGAAAACAAGAAGGACCCACUUGAAGAUUGGAGACAGAAAUUCUGGACAUCUUACAAGACUGGAGUAGUAUAUUGGUCAACAAUGCAGGCAGUGAACUUUGCUCUGGUUCCCCCUGUGGCACGGACAGCGUUUCUCGGAGGCAUUGCGCUGACUUUCACAAUCUUCUUGUGCCACCUCAGACAGAAGGACAGCCACAAACUUGAAUGAACCAAGGAUCCUCAACAAAAAAUAUAUAUGACAUUAGAUUUGGUUUGUUAAAGGACACAGUUUGGUUGCAGAGUCAGUAGAUUUCAUUAAAAUGUGGCGAAAUUCUGAUAAAGGUCACAGUGUCAGCAGAUGAUCUCAUCCCUGGAUUUUUGUUGGUUCUCUGUCUUAUUUCAACUUCUCCUGUAAGAAAGAUCCACACAAUGUAUAUCAUGAUGUAUGAUGACCAACCAAAGAGCUAUCAGAUAUUAUUUUUGUGUCACUCUUUCAGUCAUACUGGACUAUGUUUGUUGUUGUCACACAUUGUUAAAUUAAAGAAUCAAAAAAUCUAUUGUUUAC